AUACUUGGUAUGUUUAACGAUCUUGAGCCGAGUAGGAUGUUAAUGGGUACCGUGAUAAUCAUAGUGGACGAUGCAAUACUUGACACCCAAAUUCAAGCUUUCCCGCGAACAACAAUUCGACAAGCUCGAAGCAACUAGCGGUGAUAUACGACAUAUUCUGGCCAUGGCCUGGACGGAUGCUGUUCAAACUGACCCCGAUACUCGGCUCGACUUCUGCAUGACUCUUAUAUUAUGUGGUAUUACCGGUUUUAGGCCCGGUGCCCUUGUUGAGAUAUUCUACAAGCAGAUAGAGCUGGCAGCUGUCCGCGAUCCAGAUAAUCUCCAGAACACCAAAAUCAUUGCCCAUAUUACGCUAUUUCACAACAAACAAAACACUGGUUCACUGCGUACGGAGCAGGAUGACAUUAUCGAGUUCUGUGUUGCCUUUGUGCCAGACCAGUCCAUUCAUUUACUGAGUCAUAUCGUGGCGCGGGCAUUGAGCGAGGAUGCAUUUGAAGCAGGAUAUAAAUCUGUGGAUGAACUCUUUCGACGUCCUAACCUGGAGCACGUCAACCAAAUUCCCCUGAAGUGGAAGGACGAGCUGAUCACAGAAGACCGGCUUUUCGUAUCUAUUGGUUAUAACCAAUACUGGAAGAUAUGGCGUCGAGCAACCUGGGCGUUAGGCCUUCGAGACACAUUGCGUCCCUAUUCAACCCGGGUAGGCGCUGGAGCAACUCUCAACGAGCGUCUGGAUGUGGGUCGGCUCCGUUCAAGCGUUCAAGAUACAAUUCGAAGUGGUGCCAGUCAAAGACAAGUGAAUAGGGUCAGGGCAAAGCUACAAGGUCGAGUGAAAAAACUGGCCACUAUGAAAGCUACUCAGAGAAGGGCUAAGUACGAGAAAGAGAGUGACAGUUUGAGAGCAAGGGGGCUGAAAACAACCGCGUUACGCCCUAUACCCACUGCUCCUUCUCCGGCGACAAGCUCUCUUGGAGCUAAAGCAAUCGGCAUAUUCCUGAAGAGGGUAGAGCUAGGAGAUAUCCAUCGCUCGGCGCGCUUUAUUACAAUUUUAAUCGCCUACCUACGACACCGGCCAUCAUCAGUGGCAGUAUUGGUAACACGAGAAACAGGCUCAUCGUUGGACCUCAGCAUGCAUGGAAUUGCUCCCAUUGGGAUAUCCCAGUGUCUACUUGGUUGUCCGUCCUUUGCUAACCCUAGGAACCUAACAAGACACGUUAUCAAGUGCCACUUCAAGAAGGGGACGUUUGAUGCACCGUUUGAAUGCCCCGAAUGCCUCUGGCUCGGGGAACAUAUCACUAUCACAGGUCCGUCGGCAUGGAGUGCUCACAUCGCAAGAGAACACCACUGCCCCGAACCCAACCCAAAUAGGGCGGAAACUUUUCCUUGUUGGCUUUGUAAGCUGUCGUUUUCCAACACGAAAGGCCGCAGUCAACACGUUACGGCAACUCACUUUCGCAGAGGUACAUUCAACGAUCCUCAGGACUGUCUAGAAUGUGAACGUCAAGGGGUAACUACGAUCGUGGCAGGCCUUGAUGCUUGGCGGCACCAUGAGGAGGAGGCUCAUAAUGAUGACGCUCAUAAUGAUGCGGAUGAGCUUAAUGAUGGGUGGAACGGCGACUCAGUCGAGCAUCUUUGCAUCGAUAGGGAGCAGCACGGCGAAGAGAACGACCUGGGAUUUCCUUGUCGUUUAUGCGGCAAGCCAUUUGCGUCUCCAAAAGGUCGCACGCUACACACGACAAACUUCCACUUUCGUCAAGAUCAAGGCAACACUGGCCCAUGUCUUGAGUGUUCCCGCAAUGGCUUGGAGACCACAAUGAUUGAGGACCUUACCGAAUGGCAGUACCACGAGAAAACAGUUCACGCUGAGAAGAAUAUUAAGUAUCACUGCCGGCUUUGCGACAAACGACUUGCCUCCAAUUGA
Lasiosphaeria miniovina is the source of this 1918-nucleotide messenger RNA. RefSeq lists its product as uncharacterized. The transcript has 4 exons. The record is from RefSeq and is a predicted model, not a curated record. Lineage: Eukaryota; Fungi; Ascomycota; Sordariomycetes; Sordariales; Lasiosphaeriaceae. The coding region runs from base 71 to 1918 and encodes 615 amino acids.